This is a messenger RNA of Caenorhabditis briggsae, 243 nucleotides long. Gene Ontology annotation, cellular component: cytoplasm; nucleus. Gene Ontology annotation, biological process: positive regulation of protein catabolic process. The coding region runs from base 1 to 243 and encodes 80 amino acids. Lineage: Eukaryota; Metazoa; Nematoda; Chromadorea; Rhabditida; Rhabditidae. The record is from RefSeq and is a predicted model, not a curated record. Gene Ontology annotation, molecular function: ornithine decarboxylase inhibitor activity. The transcript has 2 exons.
AUGAUUCCUCAUGAUCAACCGGUGCUUGGAAUCUCCAAGAAGAACUUUGUCGAUCUUCUGGAGUUCGCUGAAGACCAAUUGGAGAUGGAUCGUGUUCUGGCUGUCUUCGAGAAGUCUCGUGUCAAAGCAACUGAGGGAUUCCCACGUACGCUUCGCUAUGUCGGAUUCCGCCCAUACGCCAUCGACGAGCAUCCAGCUUCGCUUCCAUCCGAGAAGUACUUCAUCAUGAGCUACAAAGUCUAA